Molecule: messenger RNA, 660 nt
Organism: Caenorhabditis bovis
Lineage: Eukaryota; Metazoa; Nematoda; Chromadorea; Rhabditida; Rhabditidae
Source: the annotation of a GenBank genome assembly
AUGAGCCGGACCAUUUGGUUGGUUCGGCAUGGAGAACGAAUCGACAAUGUCGAUAAAAAAUGGAAGGACAACAAUCCGAAGAAAUGGGAUGAUCCUGAGCUAACAACUCGCGGGAAAACUCAAAGCGCUGAAGUGGGAAAAGCAUUGGCUAACUAUAAUAUUGAGAAAAUCAUUUGCUCGCCUUUUACGAGAUGCGUGGAAACUGCUGCCGUCAUUGUCACGAUGAUGCAGAAUCCGCCAUCGAUUUGCAUUGAGCCGGGAUUCAUGGAGCCGUUGAGCAGCUGCAUGGAUCCCCCAUCGAUUCCGACAAUGGAAUCGCUCAAAAAUUUGACGACAAGAAUUGAUGAAUCAUACGAACCAGUGAUGAAAACCGUAUCUGGAGAGACUCCAGGUGAUCUUGGAUGUGCCGAAAGAGUUAUUAAUACAUUCAAGGGAGUGCUGAAGAAGUUCCCGACAGGAAAUCUUUUGAUUAUUACCCAUGGCACGCCGAUUGCGAAUCUUCACGCGUUUAUUGUCGGCCACUGGAAAUACGCGGGCCAAUGCACUAUCGCUAAAGUUACCGAUAAUUUCGGCAAAUUUAAAAUGGAUUAUUUCAACAAAAAGGACCAUCUGUCGAUUCCGGUUGGUCUUCAUGAAGACGAUCGUCCUGUGCCGCGCUAG